AUGCGUCAAAGAGGAAAACAACGUCGGGAGGCUGAUGGCGAGGGACAGCAGGGAGCUGCACUCGAGGUUGGUCCGCAGCAUCCAGCAUUUCCCGAAGGACCUACUGAUACAUCUUUAUUGGUUAGAUAUCAGAGUCAUGUUGCCUAUCAUUUAUGGUUGGGCGAGGAGAGACGACCAAAGCCAACCUUAAAGGUUGCUGCACAUGGCAGCAAAUUAAUAGGAUGGGUUCCGCCAAUGCUCCUAAGGCAGAUGAAUGAUUGGCUAGUUGCAUCUGGUCUGUCAUCUUUGCAGCAUACUAGUUUGGCCAGGGUAGAUACACAUCUGUUAUCUGCUUUUGUUGAGAGAUGGCAUCCUGAAACAUUGUCAUUUCAUAUGCCGUUCGGCGAGAUGACCAUCACGCUAGAUGAUGUUUCAUGUCUUCUUCAUGUUGUCAUACCCCAAAAUUUGCCCGAUCAAAUCCGUGUCUUGUAA
This is a messenger RNA of Vicia villosa (hairy vetch), 471 nucleotides long. RefSeq names its product protein MAIN-LIKE 1-like. The coding region runs from base 1 to 471 and encodes 156 amino acids. Gene Ontology annotation, biological process: meristem maintenance; meristem development. The transcript has 2 exons. The record is from RefSeq and is a predicted model, not a curated record. NCBI's taxonomy places the organism in Eukaryota, Viridiplantae, Streptophyta, Magnoliopsida, Fabales, Fabaceae.